Molecule: messenger RNA, 2172 nt
Organism: Esox lucius (northern pike)
Lineage: Eukaryota; Metazoa; Chordata; Actinopteri; Esociformes; Esocidae
Product: MOB kinase activator 2
Exons: 6
Coding region: 314-1000 (228 amino acids)
Biological process (GO): positive regulation of protein phosphorylation; signal transduction
Cellular component (GO): nucleus; cytoplasm
Molecular function (GO): protein kinase activator activity
Source: RefSeq, a predicted model, not a curated record
GCCUAGGGGAGUUGGACACACUGACAGAUACACACAGACUUACUUAGAAGAGAGAGCAGGGGACUUUUCUGUACACACCGUGGAUCUCUUUCUCACUCUGAACUCUGCCAGAGGAGGCCUGCAUGCUCGCAUGUCAAGAGUUGUGCGGUCAAUGUGUUGUUCCUACAUUAUUGUGUGUUUUGUGUGUCUGAGCGUCUCCGUAAGAGCCUGUGCAAGUGUGUCGUAUUGAGUGCGUAGAAGCAUGUGGGUUUAACAGCCUGGCCCCUGAUGGAAAAGGGUGUCGCUGGCCCCCCAGACGUCUCAGCUCCCAGCGAUGGGGGGCUGCCAGAGUUACCCAUCUGCUGCGGAGACAGACAAAGGACAACAUACCUUCGAUACCAACAAACUGGGAGACAAUAACAAUGAGCUGCUGUUGGAGCAGCGUCCCUACCUGCGGCAACAGUAUGUCUCUGAGAGGAUCACACACAUUGAUAUGACCGCCCUCACUGCCCUGCCACCUGGGCUGGACGAGGCUGAGUGGCUCGCCAGCAACACGGUAGUGUUCUUUAAGCAUAUUAACCUGCUGUCCAGUGCUCUGUCUGAGUACUGUACUCCUACCACCUGUCCUACAGCCAGUGGACCAGACAACAUGGUAUAUACAUGGACAAAUGACCAGGGGAGAAAGUUGAAGUGUUCUGCUCCUCUCUACUUUGACUAUGCCAUGUCCUACAUCCAGGGCCUACUGACUGAUGAAGAUGUCUUCCCUACGAGAGCAGGGUCAGUGUUCCCAGCAGGCUUUGUGUUCCUGGUCCAGAAGGUGUUUCUCCUGUUGUUCCACGUUCUGGCUCAUAUCUACUGGAGUCAUUACAGGGAGACCCUUGCUCUGGGUCUACACCCUCACCUCAACACGCUGUUCACACACCUCAUACACUUCAGCCUGGAACACAACCUACUGGAGGCAGAACACAUGCAACCUCUACAGGACCUGAUCACCUCUCUGGGACUACACAGACUUACUUGAUGAUUGUACCUUCAUGGAUGUACACGAAAAGUAAUUUGCGCGUGCGCGCACACACACACACACAGCUUAAUUGAAGUCUCUUUUGUAUAAACUGUGAGAUAAGUUAGAAGAGCAUGUUGUGUAUUAAUAUUUAUGCUGUUGAAUGUGAUUUGUUUAAUAUAUACAGUAAAAUGAGGAUGUUGUUGUGGUAUGUUAUUGAAUAACUAAGGUAAAAUGGAUUCCCAAAUGGCCUGUAUACAAUGUUAUCUAUUAUGUUAUUCUUCAAGACUUUUGGAAGCAGAGGGCAUUUUGCAUAGAUUUUUUUUUUUUUAUCAACUUAAAUUCAAAAAAAUUGGUCUGGAAUUUGCUAAUUAUGCCAUUUAUUCUACUUCUCCAGAGUUAGAUUAACUUGUGGAUGAAAUUUUUAUGUCUCUGUUUUCAGUAUGAAGAUGUUAAUUUAUAGGUAGACUCAGCAGCUAAUGCUAACUAGUAUUACCGCAACAACUGUAAGUUUCACAUGCAUUUUUGUUAACUCUAACCUUUUGUAGACAUCUAACAAAUAUUUUUAAACAUAUGUAUAGUAUCUCUUGUUGACAGAUGAAAAGUAUGAUUCAUGGUUUUGGAUGAUACGGAAUUGGGCAAUGGGAUGGGGAUUUUAAGCAUGUGUGUAGUAGAUAAAACAAAAAUCAUCUUUUUGGCCAUGAUAUAUAUGGGGUAAAUGAGCCAAAAUGAGGGGUUUGUGACUUUGUUUCCUUUGUUUGCACAACGGUAAACACUAUUGUUAAAAUAAUUUAUUAGUGGAAAAUUCUACCCAAAUUCAUUACCCAAUGCGAAAUUGAGUAUUGGCUUAGUCAACCAAUCAAUCAUCUCCCACAAAACCUUGCCCUUAUGCCUUGUGCACCGAAGCACUCAUUCCAGUGGUGUAAUGCUUUAAUGGGACAGCUGAGCUCUCUCGAUAGGUACUACUCUCAGGAUAGAACAAAUCAAUGUUUGCUUCAAUAAAAUGUGUUUUUAGUGAUAUAUUUUUGUCAUUGCAGUAGUAAGCAAUCUAACUAAUUGAAGCAACAUUGCAUUUGGUGUUGUAGGCUAUUAGCUGGUUAGCUUAUUUAUUGUGUUAUGAAGUGAUUAGCUGAGGCUAGAUUGGAUGUCAUUUUUUUUUUAAUGAUAACUUAAUAAAUACCACUCCAUUUGGA